CCAACACCCCCAGGUCCCUUUCCUCUUCACAGUCAUCCAGCCUAUAACACUGUAACCAUGAAGGGCAGGUGAUGGAGCAUGAUGCACAAAUUUCAGCAGAGUUUACCUAUCUGAUACCUGAUGUUUGAGGAGACAGUAGCAUCCGGGCUUGUAUCAGACAUGAGUGUUAAGGAGUCUCCAAUAGCCACAGCUAAGCACUGAAAUAUAGGGGUUGCACAGCAUAUCUGUUGGUACAGCAGCAACCUAACCCAUGUGACACCCAGCCACACCUGUGCUAGCCUCCUCCGCCUUAUCUGCACAGCAAGAAGGCAAAAAAGCAGCAGCUGAUUCUCCAUGACUCCCAGCAUGCUGAAGUUCAGGAACAACCACCAUGCCAUCUCCACACAUACAGGAGCUGUGUGCACAGGUGCAAAUCCCAAGUGCCUGCAGCGCCCACGCCUCCAUCCUCCGCACCAGAAGCACGAAGAGGUUGCCCAGCCCAUGCCAGCAUCAAGUGCCAUUAGCCUGUUUGUGGGACUUAAUGCACCAGGAAGGCUUCCACCAGAUGUCAGCCUAACUAAAUGACAAUGCUGGCCUCGGGGUGCAGCUCUGCUUCGAGUGCAUGUGUUUAGCAAGGACCAGCUCUGCUGCUGCACAAGCCAGGUAAGGGAGAGGGCUCUUUGGUCCUAAAGCACUUAUUCUGAAGAAAGCCAUAUUUCCUCUUUUCCUCCAAGUUUUAGAGGUGCAGAUGCCACCUCAAAGCGCCUGUUCUGGCGGGAGGCUCCAGAUGGCACUCGUCCGUGGCUUCCCUUGGCAUGCAAGCAAGUUUGCAGUCUCAGAAGAAAUGCAAUGGUGAGAAUUAAGCAGGCAGCUGGAGCCUAUUCUCAGCCUACUGCACCUCGGCACCCCAGACAGUCCCCAGAGCACAAGGCGAAUAUCAGCACAGUUUCAGGUUUAAAAGGAAUCGGAGGCAUGCCUUCAGUAAUAGCUGUUGGCUCACGACAAGCACGCACAAAAACAGGUUUAUGCUGAGAAAAGCGCCCAUAAAGCUCGCAUUCACUGUUUCCCAAAGAGGAAACUCACUGGCAAGGUGCUAAAUAGCCCUUGUUUGGUUACAGGCCAGAGAACCAAGAGCUUCAGGAAGGCAGCAGCUUACCGUGUGUGAGCAGCAACUCCCAACGCCGUGCCAGAUUACACAACCUUCACGUGGGAGGAACCUACCAACAGGCAUGGAUGCGAAAAAGCAGAACCCUUCCAAAAGGUACCCAAAUUUGGCCACUGGGUAAUAAUGGAAAGAGUGGCACAGCAGGAUAGUAAUUUUUCAUCUGGGAGCUUUUUCAAUUUUCUUAAAUGACACCUUAGGAACAUUCCUUAAAAGAUUGUGUUAUCAUAUUGAUGUGCUAUUAACAUUCAGAUCAGCGCUGGGGUCAGGACAGAGCACCAGAUGAGUGCUGAGAAGCACAGAUACAGGCACGUUGCUGCCGUACUCCCCCAAGGCAAUGGGCAGCUCAGGCUGGAUUUCGGCUGCGUACUUCUUGCGCAGUGAAUAUUAACUAUGGAAAAACUCUUGGAAUAGGUCCGUGUCAUUUCUUUACAUGUGUUCCUUUCAGUCUAGAGCAAAUGCUGGAAUAUUUACAGCAGCAGAACAAUUUAACACAUUCACCUAGCACUGCCCGGUUUAACAUUAAAAAUAGCUGCGUUAUUUAUUUUUGUGUUUUGUGGGCUUUUGCUUUUCUUUGUGCCUUUGUGUUCUCCAUCCCUCCGUUUCAUUUAACACCUCCCCUGUGGGGACAGCCACAGGUCCAGCACUGCAGCCAGGGGCACAGCUGCACUGUAUGACAAAGAAAGAAAAACAGGCAGGAACCAGCAAGGCCGAGGUUAAAUAAGGAACUAAAGUUUAAUAAUGAAGCUAAAUGACCGUUGUCUUCUCAGACCUCCUCUGACACAAUUAAUCUCCCUCCCUGCUAGCAUGGGGAAUUUGCUAUUCUCAGCUCAGCCCUGUCCCGAGGCCAUCACUGACACCUCACUGGCACAGGGCAAGCAUCGCCGAGCACCUCAUGCUGUGCUGCUGCCACGUGUCUCAAGGUGACAACCAGGUCCCAUAGGACAGUCUGCUUUGGGCAGCAGAAGCUGUGAUGUCCCACCACGCAGCCCUGGACCAGGCUGUGGCCCUGCAGGGCUGCUGGCACCACGGCCCAGCUCAGGACUCUGCAUGCUGGCUGCAGGUCCUGCCGACACCGUGGGUCCCGGCCCCUGUUCAAGGGCUGUGAGCUGCAGGGAACCCCAGCUGUAAAUGCAACUUGCUCUCCUACACUUUGGUACGCAGCAAUAAGCGACACAAAAGCCAGGGUUUGCAAGGAAAAAAAAAAAAAAAGAUGGAUUUCCUCAUUUCAUAACUGCAAGCUGUCAAGCUAGAUUCCAAUUAAUAUUUUUCUUUUCCUGUGCUCUAAGGUAAGCUUUGCUUUUUUCCAGAAUUUUCCCAGUGCUCCAAACACAUUUCUCACCGCAGGGACUCCACCGCGCGCCCCGACAGCGCUCCUGUCCCAAAAAGCACUCUCCUCCUGCCCGUGCUCCUGCAGGGACCUGGAGCUGCCCCACCUCCCUGCAAAGCACUGCUUAUCAGCGCCCUCAGUCCAAGUCGGGCACACUUCACAUCCCCGAGCAUCCCAGCGCAGCCGGGUUGGGCAGGCAGCCGGCAGCAGCGAGGCUCCAGCUGCAGCUCUGCGCUGCCCACAGUGAGCGCAGCCAGCAGGAAUGCAGGGGGGGAGCGGGGCGGUGCAAGGCUCUCCGGCUCCUCGCAUCGCCGGGGCGAAGGGCUCUAACAGUUGAUUUUUUUUUUUUUCCCCCCUCCUCGAUCAGUGGUCUCAAACACGAUCGCGGUAUGCAGCACAAUGCUUUAAAACAGCAAAGCUUCUGGAAAACCCAAACAAAAGGAACGUCAGCAGGUGACGUCAGCCUAUAUACAGCCCUGCGUGGUCGCGGCGCAUAAGCAAACCCAUUCUUGUGCCGCUUCCCUGAAAAGCUUUUCAGUAAAUGCACUCAUGCUACUCCAGGAGCUUCUCUCAGCAAUAAGCCACCCAUCUGCCAUCAACAAGUUAGGACUAAAGGAACCCACAGCUGCGGAAAAAGAAAACGUGAGCUUCGAUUAAACAGCCGAGCAGCCGCCGAGGAAGAAAACUUCUAUUAAGCAUCGACUUGAAAACUGCAGACCUGUCAGAGGAGAUCACGCCGGCGCUUUCAAAAGGAAUAUUCUAAGAGAGCACGGUGGAUUCAAUUUUGCACUAAUUUCAAAGGACCCUAAACCAGUAAAUUAUUCACAGGCUAUCUCGCGUUAGAGCCUUUCACAGACUCACCGUGUUGAGUCUCAAACUACGACUGAAUGCAACCUCCAAUGUACUCAAAAGAAUGGGUAAGUGUGUGCCUUUCUCUCUCCCUUGUCUAAUGAAUGAUGGCUGUGUGUUAAGGCAGCGGCGAGGUGCUACAGCACGCUUUGCUGGGGUGAACCUUGUGAGAGAAAUGUGUUCUGAUUGUGACGCUGUAACCCUCCGUAAUGCCGAUAAAGACUCAUCCUAAGUGUAAUAGCUGGUAUUCUGUGUGUAGUACUAAGUUGUUUCUUGCAUUUAGAAUAAGCUUUUCGGAAAUGCAUGGAAAUGUUAUCUGCAGUGAAAUCUUCCACCGUGAUGUUCAAAGUAUACUGAUAAGGAUAUCCUAUCUUGUUGUUUUCCUAAAUUAUAUUCUGCAGGCUUACAUUUCAAGUGGCCAUUAGGGGCUCGUAUGCUGGCAGCACUAUAUGCAAUGAGCAUGGUUUUAAAAAUGCUGCCUGCCUUGGGCAUGGCUUGUCCACCAAAAUGUCGCUGUGAGAAGCUGCUCUUUUACUGUGACUCUCAGGGGUUUCACUCAGUGCCAAACACCACUGAAAAGGGCUCUCUAGGUUUGUCACUGAGGCACAAUUUUAUUACUGAACUUGAAAGGGAUCAAUUUGCGAGCUUCAGUCAACUUACUUGGCUUCACUUAGAUCAUAAUCAAAUUGCAACAGUCAGAGAAGAUUCUUUUCAAGGACUGUAUAAACUUAAGGAAUUAGUCUUAAGUUCCAACAAAAUCUUUCAUUUGCCAAACACCACUUUUAGCCAGCUGCUUAACCUGCAGAAUUUGGACCUCUCUUUUAAUCAGUUGUCCUCUCUGCACCCUGAGCUGCUCUACGGCCUCCGCAAGCUGCAGACCUUGCAUCUGCGCUCCAACUCCCUGCGGACGAUCCCCGUCCGCCUGUUCUGGGACUGCCGUAGCCUGGAGUUCCUGGAUCUGAGCACAAACCGCUUGCGAAGUUUGGCUCGCAAUGGCUUUGCGGGAUUAAUCAAGCUGAGGGAGCUGCACCUAGAGCACAACCAGCUGACAAAGAUUAAUUUUGCUCAUUUCCUCCGGCUGAGCAGCCUGCACACUCUCUUCUUGCAGUGGAACAAAAUUAGCAACUUGACGUGUGGGAUGGAGUGGACCUGGGGCACCUUAGAAAAGCUCGAUUUGACUGGAAACGAGAUCAAAGCCAUCGACCUAACAGUUUUUGAAACUAUGCCUAACCUUAAAACCCUCCUCCUGGAUAACAACAAGCUCAGCACGCUGGACUCCAAGAUCCUGCGCUCGCUGCCGUCGCUCAGCACCGUGGGGCUCUCGGGCAAUCUGUGGGAAUGCAGCGCCCGGAUCUGCGCGCUGGCCGCCUGGCUGGGAGCCUUCCGGGGCCGCUGGGAGCAUCCCAUCCUCUGCCACGGCCCCGACCACGCCCAGGGAGAGGACAUCCUGGACGCCGUGCACGGCUUCCAGCUCUGCUGGAACGCAUCGACCGCCGCCCCGUCCGCGGCACCGACGAACGCUCCCACCACCGAGUACACGAAAGGAAUCAGCUCCUCUCAUUUCCAUAUGGGAGACAAAGAAAUCCCCACCACGGCAGGCAUGGUCGUCACCACCGAGGAACCCUUCCCCGAGCCAAACAAUGCCAUCUUUACUCAAAGGGUAAUUACAGGGACAAUGGCUUUAUUGUUUUCUUUCUUUUUUAUCAUUUUUAUAGUGUUCAUCUCCAGGAAAUGCUGCCCUCCCACAUUAAGAAGAAUUAGGCAGUGCUCAAUGAUUCAAAACCACAGGCAGCUCCGAUCCCAAACGCGGCUACAUAUGGCAAAUAUGUCAGACCAAGGACCGUACAAUGAGUACGAACCCACCCACGAAGGACCCUUCAUCAUCAUUAACGGCUACGGACAAUGCAAGUGUCAGCAGCUGCCAUAUAAAGAAUGUGAAGUAUAAUACCUAAAAUUAAACCAGAUAAGUAACCUAUUUUAAAAUUGUAGGGGACCUACAGCAGAUUCUAAUUUUUACAAAUGUUGACGUAAAGCCUAAUUUUCCAAGCUACUCAAUGGAAGCAUUGUUUAUGGAGUGGUGCAGUAUUUUUAAGUUUGUUUUUUUUUUUUUUUUAAUAAAUCCAUAAUAUUUUCAGUGUUAAAGAAGCAAUGAUCACAUUAAACUUGCACUCCUAGUGUUUAAAAGUCUAAAAAGAUGCUCACCUCAAACUAUGUAAAAUGUUCCAUGUUAUGUAACUGUGUGUACCAUUUAUACCCAAGUCUCCACACUCCAGUUUCCCCAGUAAAAUCAGCCCGGGUGGAAGGAGGGAGGAUGUCUGCACAGAGACCUGCAGAGGAACAUACACUGCAUUUGUUCCCCUGCAGCUGUGCGAUGCCAAACAUCCCAGCUGGCUCUGCUCAAUUCAGAGGCAUGCUGGAGGAAGGCUUUCCUCCUCUGAUCAUUUCCACUCGAGUAAAAAGGGGAGAGGGAAAAAAAAAAAAAA
Molecule: messenger RNA, 5803 nt
Organism: Phasianus colchicus (ring-necked pheasant)
Lineage: Eukaryota; Metazoa; Chordata; Aves; Galliformes; Phasianidae
Source: RefSeq, a predicted model, not a curated record